AUGAAAUCCCUCCUCGAAGCCGGUGUUCAUUUCGGACACCAGACUCGCCGCUGGAACCCCCGCAUGAAGCGGUACAUCUUCACCCAGCGUAACGGGAUUCACAUCAUCGACCUGCAGCAAACCCUCGGUCUGAUGAACGAGGCCUACCGGGCCAUGAUACAGGUAGCGGCAAAUGGUGGAAACAUCCUCUUCGUGGGCACCAAGAAGCAGGCCCAGGAAGUUAUGAUGAGCGAGGCUGAACGCUGCGGAAUGUGGUACAUCAACCAGCGCUGGCUUGGCGGCACCCUCACCAACUUCCAGACCAUCCGCACUCGCAUCAACUACAUGAUCGAGUUGCAGCAGAAGCGCGACCAGGGUUAUUUCCGUGUCCUCCCCAAGAAGGAAGGCUUGAAGCUGGAAGAGACCCUGGCCAAGCUGGAAAAGUACUUCCCUCGGCAUUCGCAACAUGACCACUCUGCCCCAGGCAAUGUUCAUCAUUGA
Geodia barretti is the source of this 480-nucleotide messenger RNA. The record is from the annotation of a GenBank genome assembly. NCBI's taxonomy places the organism in Eukaryota, Metazoa, Porifera, Demospongiae, Tetractinellida, Geodiidae.